GACAAUGGGGUGAGCACUCGCUCUCCAGCUCCGAUCCGGCCCUCCUCCUGAGCCCCCAGCAGAGCCCGCUGAUGACUCAGUCCCUGCUGUUCAGCGGCUCAGUCUUGGCUCAGUUCUGCGGCCUCAGUGAGGCAGGCGCCUGGCUUCUGGCUUCUCAGAGAUGGGUGAAGACAUUGUUGCUGCCCCCUCAGAAGGGAAAACAGGUUGGGAGGAGAGGCAGCGCAGACAUGUGCACUGUCGAGGUCUGUGCUGGUGCAGGGAGCUCAGAGGCCUGGAGCGGGUUUUGCACCUACCUUGCAGGAAACUCAGGGGGCAGCGGCCCCCAAGCCUGCGCCAGGCCCGCGUCUGCUGGCUGCGUGUUGCCUCUUCUAAUAACAGAUCCUCACAGACUUUUCCAGCCUGCAACCUUCCUAAAAGGCAGUUCCCAGCUAAGGAGUUCCAUCCGUGCCUUUUUGGCAGGAACCAAAUUUAGCAGGCUUGCUAGCUUUUCAUGCCCUGAAGAGGCAUAUUUUAAAAAGCUUGUUUUUGUGGGAAAAUUUAAAACAUACACAGAAGUAGAAUAUUACAGUAGAAUUCCUUCUACCUGUCAUGCAACUUCAGUGGUUAUCACAUUUGCCAACAAACACGAUGUAAAGGCCCGGGACAAGGUUGGGAAGGCCCUGGCCCCCAUGGCCACUCUUCCCCGGGCAGAGGCCUCAGGCCUGCUCCCACAUCUCCAACCUGCUUGGGUCACAUGGAGAAUUCAGAGUUCGUAUCUUUUACAGCUCAUGGACUCCACUGUGUGUCAUCCCCCCCAACCCCGUGUAACAGCUUAAUUGCCAAGUGAUGAGGUCAAAUAAAGGAAAGCAUUUAUAUUUCUUCUGGAUAGCAAUUGCGUUUAACUUCUAUGACUAAUGCCAUCCUCUCCCUCCUCCCCACCCAAUGCCAGCUUCUCCCCUCAGGAAUCUCUGAGCCGGAUGAAGUCGGGCCGUUAAGGCCCAAGGUUCCAUGGUUUGGUGUUGGGAGCUCCACAACUUCCAAGUAAUACUGGCUUCUUCCAAAACAGGAGAGGAUGGAAAAUGAUGCUUUAGGUGUUAAAAUAUUUUUGGAGCAUUGAGUACUUGAAAAUAUGUGCUCUCAGCUGUUUUUAACUGAACUUCGAGUCUCUUCACUCUCUUGUUCAGAACAUUUUGUAAUAUGUGAAACAUUUUAUAAUUAAAACUCUGAACUGCAGAUUAAGUUUGACAUGAGGUUGUGUAAUGUUCAGAUUGAUUAAUGGCAUUUUGUUGUGUAGGA
Molecule: messenger RNA, 1275 nt
Organism: Enhydra lutris kenyoni (northern sea otter)
Lineage: Eukaryota; Metazoa; Chordata; Mammalia; Carnivora; Mustelidae
Exons: 1
Coding region: 72-815 (247 amino acids)
Source: RefSeq, a predicted model, not a curated record